CUCACAGUAACACUCAAUACCAUCACAAACACAGCACUUCUCCCAAUUUAUUUCUCAAACAUAUCUCUUGGGGUUGAUUUUCUUCACAGCUUUAGAGUUAGAAAUGGAGAAGAAGGGUGCUGGAGGAAGAAAGGGGGGUGGUCCAAAGAAGAAGGCCGUUUCCCGUUCCGUUAAGGCAGGUUUGCAGUUUCCAGUGGGUAGAAUUGGGCGUUACCUGAAAAAGGGUCGAUAUGCUCAGCGUGUUGGAAGUGGUGCUCCUGUUUAUCUUUCUGCUGUUCUUGAGUACCUUGCUGCCGAGGUUUUAGAAUUGGCUGGAAAUGCAGCGAGAGACAACAAGAAGACCAGGAUAAUACCGAGGCAUGUUUUGUUAGCUGUAAGGAACGACGAAGAGCUUGGAAAACUUCUAGCUGGUGUAACCAUUGCCCAUGGAGGCGUGCUUCCUAACAUCAAUCCGGUUCUUCUGCCUAAGAAAUCUGACAAAGUCGGAAAAGAACCUGCUAAAUCGCCAUCGAAGGCUACUAAGUCACCCAAGAAGGCCUAAUUUGUGAUGACUCAAGGCUCGUGUGAUGGCACUAUGUUACUUGAACCCAUGUUGUAAGGACAUUGUAUUGUAGCUGUGCAAUUAGGAGCUUUAAUGGUGGUCGUGAAAUAAUCUGUACUUGUAUGUAGUUUUGGUAUCUAUGGUUUGCAUGUAGGCAAAGUCUGUUGAAAACUAGGAAUGUUUGAUUUCUGUUAUGAUGUAAAACUAAUGAAAUUGGUUCUAGUUGUCAAAAUCAUUAAUGGUGGUUACAUUGUGUAAGUUACAUAUGAGAAAAGCUUUGCUUGUCUUAUGAGCUUU
This is a messenger RNA of Nicotiana tabacum (common tobacco), 838 nucleotides long. RefSeq names its product histone H2A. The record is from RefSeq and is a predicted model, not a curated record. Gene Ontology annotation, cellular component: nucleosome. Lineage: Eukaryota; Viridiplantae; Streptophyta; Magnoliopsida; Solanales; Solanaceae. Gene Ontology annotation, molecular function: DNA binding; structural constituent of chromatin; protein heterodimerization activity.